AGAACCUACCCUGUCUCCCUAUCUCAAUCCCACUCCCUGAUCUGCAGCAGUCAUCGCCCCUCCUCCUCCCGGCUCCGGGUCAGCCGUCGCAGCCAAUCCCCGCACGCAGCAGCUGGGGUCUGGGUCUGGCCCCGCCCCCCUCCCCUGCCCCAGCCUCCUCCCUCUGGAAACGCUCCAACAUUAUAAAUGCAUUGUCCAGCUCUUCCUCGCAAGUCUGCGGUCUGGUCCCCGUGCCUGUAGAGUGAAACGCUUCUUCUCGUCUUUGUGAAACUUCAGCAUCCACUAUGAGAGAAAUCGUGCACAUUCAGGCCGGCCAGUGCGGUAACCAGAUCGGUGCUAAGGUAGGAAAAUAUCCUAGUUGAAGAAUUUAUUUGAUUAAUUGUAAAAAUGUUUUCUCUUAUUGUUGAAAACGCCACAGACUCUGUGUGCAGAAAUAAGUCAUCAGACGUAUUUUCCUAACUCUCUCUUUUUUAAUAUGACUCCGAGACAAUAGACUCCCUUUGUUUCUCUUUGGAAUAAAUUAAAAGCACACUUAUUACAUCAAUUAGACCAUGCAGUAUGCUUUUUUAAUAUAUUGUGAAUCAGAAAAUGUAUCCCAUAUAUAUAAAACGUCUGUUAGGGCUCAUUUUUCCACUCUCCACAGUGUGCAUUGCGGUAACUGGUGGGUGGGUGUGGAUUAGUGGACCGUGCCUCUCACUGAAAUAACGGGGGUCUUGUGUCUCGACUGGUUUUGUUCACACAACACCGGGCGUGUCUCAGAUAUGAGAAUUCAGCUAACCUACUAAGACCAAAAAAAAAGAAAAAGAAAAAAAAUACAGUCUAUUUUUCAUUUGUCAGAGCCCCCCUGUCAUUGUACUGAGCACUCCUCUGGUUUCUUUGUCUCGCAAAGGCAGAUAUGGCUGGUAUUUCAGACAAUGAGUGGGGAAGCUGGGAUGGGAGGCCUAGCAAUCCCCCUACCCCACCCUCCUCUUCAUCUGAACGGCCAAUGAUCAAUAUCCUUUAUUGAUUAGAUUUCGUAUCUGCAGGCUGUGAUGCAGACUGCUGGUUAAGCUGGUGAAAAAGCAGGGAAGCUGUGGAAAGGGUGUGGCAUUGAUGAUCCUCGAAAAAGCUAAUUUUUCCUUUAAAAUGGUGCAUUUUGUAAGAGAAAUAUCAUUUUUUUCCAAAUCUAAUUUUCCUAUGUAUAUAUUUUUCUAAUUCUGCUUAUUGUUCAUUCAUUUGAAACCAAAUUGCACUUAAAAGGGUCCUGCAGUCUGCCUCACAAGUACAAUACAUCAUCACCCACCCAACCUUACAGCAACAAUUGCAGUCUACCUCUGCAGAUGCCUUCUAGGGCCAUUAUUAUCCCUGCUGUCUGAUUAACUCCUUUUGUUUCACAGCAUGUUUUACAGCACAUCAUUUGCUACAGACAGCAUAUGUUUAAGUCUGACCUCUUGAACGCACCCAGGAAUCUUAGUCUGGUAUUCAGAUACAGUUCAUAGACUACUUCAUCAUCAAUGGUGCAUGUAUUACAGAGUACGUCAGUAUUAUAGUGAUGUUCUGCAGACAGAGAUUUAAAUGUCCCAGAAAAGGGGGUCUGUCUUCUCGUAAUCAAUGUCUUUCCUCUCCUAACCAAAUUAGGAGUUGGGUGGGGGAGGAAUGGAGGAAACAGCUGAUGCACAGCAGUGGGUGAAGUCACUGGAUUCUCAAUUGACUUAAUAUGCAAUUGCUGCCGUUGUCUCUCGAGAGUUGCUAUAGGAUAUUAACACAACAAAUAACAAUCGUAUAUGAUUUCAGUAAAUUUAUUUAAACUGUUAGUGAUUAUUUUGAAAGCAAAAUUCACCUUAGAAAAGAAUAGACAUAUAUUUUAAAGUAAAAUUAUGAAUCCAUUAUCCAUUCAAGUGUUGAGAACAAUUUGUAUUUUUUAGUUGACCCAGUAUUGUGUUAAAACAAACACUGGUGGUGAAACAGUGCACAUCCCUACUCCUCUCCAAUCCCUGAGGACUCAUUGACUUAGAUGUCCAGUGGAUAUGAUUGACAGACUUGCUGAAGGGCUACAUUGUGGUGAAUGGGGUCAGGGUGUGGCAUUGCUUUCCAGCUUAUUGUCCUCAUUCUUUCACUGGGAUGAUUUUGGGUCUGUACAGAUAGCCAUCUAUUGUGUCACUGUCAAGCAGCUCUCCGUUUUUGUUUUUUUUUUCAUUUAUUUGCCGUUUUGUUUUUCCAGCCUUUGUUCUUCUCUUUAUCCUGCUGUCGAUCUCCGUCAUAUUAAGGUCACUUGGUCAUUUUUGUAGUAUGUGCUCUUAUUUAAAUGUCAUGAUACUAAGACCAAAACUGACUCCCAAUCUCUUAAGUACUGAGCUGCAAUACAGCCUGCUUAUCCAGAUUACUCUAAAUCCUCCUCAUGCUGCUGUUAGCAGAAAAUCAUCAAAAAAAAUAAAAAGCCGGAGUUGGAUGAUAUCAAAAAAAUAUGUUAAUGCAAAGUGGUGCCUGUGGGUGCAACAGUCGCACCCCCUUGUGGGAUUUAAUACAUACACAUUACUGUGAGUGCGGGCUUUAAAGAGUGAAGAAGACAUGAAUGCAGAUUUGGAGACAAUCAGCGUCUUUACUGUGGUGUGACAGCCUGCAAAUGGAGUUUAUUCUCAGCUUUGCCCGUGGGUUUAUGUGAAGCUCCUUUGUUCGCUCUCCUUUUGCACUUUAUAUCUAAAAGAACUGCAUUCUGCUUAGUCAGCAGUUGAUGACUGUGGAAAUAUUAACAGCUGCAUUGUAUGAAAUGAUAUGGCUUAGUGAAAGGGGAAAAAUCCUGUCAUUUGCAGCAGCUACCAAAAAAUGCAAACUCACAGCUGUUUUCCUCAUUUAAAUCUCCCAGUCCCUUAAACCACAUUACUAAUGCAGGGAUGUGUACUUUCUUUGCAAGAAACGGUCAUGUGAAACCUUCCAUUUUGUUCCUGCAGUUCUGGGAAGUGAUCAGCGAUGAGCAUGGUAUUGAUCCCACAGGGACUUACCAUGGAGACAGUGACCUGCAGCUGGACAGGAUCAGUGUCUACUACAAUGAGGCCACAGGUUAGCAGCUUUUCAAGCUACUGAUUUGUACUUAUGGAAAAUAAUACUUGAAUUCAGCUUUGCCAAUACAUCUUAGAGUGUAUUUUAGUCAUAUUAUCACCUUCUAAUGUUUCCUUAUGCAGCCUUAAGUAUACAACAUUCUAGACUGUGGUUUCCUGCCCUAUUAAGCUGGUAUAUUUUCCCUACUUUUCUCCCUCUUUCUCUCUUCUUCUUGCCUUUGGUUUUCUUGUGAAGGAGGUAAAUAUGUUCCUCGUGCCAUUCUUGUGGACUUGGAGCCCGGCACCAUGGACUCCGUGAGGUCUGGCCCCUUUGGACAGAUCUUCAGACCCGACAACUUUGUGUUUGGUGGGUAGAAAAAUGUCAUGAUCCCACCAUAACUUCAACCCUCUGUGAAAAAAAACUGGAUAGUCUCUCAACUUUUCGUCAAUGUUUUUUCUUCUCAGGUCAGAGUGGUGCUGGAAACAACUGGGCAAAGGGUCACUACACAGAGGGAGCUGAGCUGGUGGACUCAGUCCUCGAUGUGGUACGCAAAGAGUCAGAGAGCUGUGACUGCCUGCAGGGCUUCCAGCUCACCCAUUCUCUUGGUGGUGGAACUGGAUCUGGUAUGGGAACCCUGCUCAUCAGCAAGAUCCGUGAGGAGUACCCUGACCGCAUCAUGAACACUUUCAGUGUGGUGCCUUCCCCCAAGGUAAAGCAAUCUUGUGAUAGAGCAUGAGUAUUUGGGGUUUUAAUCUCAGCUCCUUGUGCCUUGGGUUUUCUCUCUUUGAGUCAUGAGACUGAGGAAAGAGUGUGUGUUUUCUGUCCUCAGGUGUCAGACACAGUGGUGGAGCCUUACAACGCCACCCUGUCAGUUCACCAGCUUGUAGAGAACACAGAUGAAACCUACUGCAUUGACAACGAAGCCCUUUACGACAUCUGCUUCCGCACCUUGAAACUGACCACACCCACCUACGGAGACCUUAACCACCUGGUGUCUGCCACCAUGAGCGGCGUCACCACCUGCCUGCGCUUCCCUGGUCAGCUAAAUGCCGAUCUCCGCAAACUGGCUGUCAACAUGGUGCCUUUCCCCCGUCUGCACUUCUUCAUGCCCGGCUUCGCACCCCUGACCAGCAGAGGCAGCCAGCAGUACCGCGCCCUCACAGUCCCUGAGCUCACCCAGCAGGUGUUCGAUGCCAAGAACAUGAUGGCCGCCUGUGACCCACGUCACGGCCGCUAUCUGACAGUUGCCGCUGUGUUCCGUGGCCGCAUGUCCAUGAAGGAGGUCGAUGAGCAGAUGCUUAAUGUGCAGAACAAGAAUAGCAGCUACUUCGUUGAAUGGAUCCCCAACAACGUCAAGACCGCCGUCUGUGACAUUCCACCCCGUGGCCUCAAGAUGGCUGUCACUUUCAUUGGUAACAGUACAGCCAUCCAGGAGCUGUUCAAACGCAUCUCUGAGCAGUUCACCGCCAUGUUCCGUCGCAAGGCUUUCCUUCAUUGGUACACAGGUGAAGGUAUGGAUGAGAUGGAGUUCACUGAGGCAGAGAGCAACAUGAAUGACCUGGUGUCUGAGUACCAGCAGUACCAGGAUGCCACCGCUGAAGAGGAGGGUGAAUUUGAAGAGGAGGCUGAAGAGGAUGCUUGAAGAUAAGAUGUGAAGGUCAAUUCAUUCAAACCACAACAAGAAAUAAACAAGGGAAAAAACCACAACAGUAACUAAGAAGCAAACCUAGUGUCCGGAGCAUUACUAGAAUCAAACUAGAAAAUGUUAGAUAUCGCUUGUGAUUCACUGCGAAUAAAGUUGUCAAACAAAAGUCA
Messenger RNA from Xyrichtys novacula (pearly razorfish), 4830 nucleotides. NCBI's taxonomy places the organism in Eukaryota, Metazoa, Chordata, Actinopteri, Labriformes, Labridae. The record is from the annotation of a GenBank genome assembly.